AUGAGAUCAACCGUCGUACCACCGACUUCCACCCAAGUGUCGUUCAAGGAACUUCAGCGAUUGCACGCUAUGCGAAUGGAGCUCUUCGGCUUUGGGGGCUGGUUAGCAUCUGCUCUUUUCUAUGUGCUGUUCUUAGUGUGGGCGUACGUGCCCGAGAGAUCGUUAGAAGCUUACGGGUUCACCUACUUCCCGUCAAAACAUUGGGCGGUGGCGGUGCCGGCGAUGAUUGUCGUGACGUACCUCUUCUCAUUGGUGCUUUACAAGGCUAUGAACUUGCUGUCCACGCCAAGCCUUCAGUCGUAUGCUACGAUCCUGGACACACAUACGGUGCCACUGCCAGAAGGCUCGACAUGCUUUGAAGAUGACACAGAAGCUACCCCUGGGAUUGGAGAUAUCUCCAUCUUUGAAGUGAACCGGAACUUGUUUUCGCACGACAAGCAACUCAAAGAAGACUAG
Peronospora farinosa is the source of this 456-nucleotide messenger RNA. The record is from the annotation of a GenBank genome assembly. Lineage: Eukaryota; Oomycota; Peronosporomycetes; Peronosporales; Peronosporaceae.